GAGAGAAGAACGAGAAGGAAAAUUAGGAAACAGAGUCGAGAGAGGGAGAGAGAGAGAGAGAGAGAGAGAGAGAGAGAGAGAGAGAGAGAGAGAGGGAGAGAGGGUUUGAUCAUUAAUCAGGUGAAGCAGAGAAGAAGAGAAGGAGGUUUUGGUAAGGUUGUUAAUGGCGAUUUCAUUGAUGGAGAAAAUGAGUGUUCAGAGGUUAGAUAACGAAAGGAGGAGGAUGGUAGAGUUUACGUUGCACUGAGCUAUAUUUAGUAGUGAAGCGUUAUUUUAGGUUAGUUUCUUUAUUUGAGAGAUUUAUUGCUAUUAAAAAGGGGAUUUAAGGUGGAGGUUGGCUCUGUUGAACGAUCGCAGCGAGAUAGAGGAACUUGAGAAAGGGAAAAGAGAGAGACAGUGUGGGGAGAAGGAAGGAAGGAAGGAUGGAAUGGUCUGCUUGUUUAGAUGAAUAUGAGAAGCUUGUCAUUCGAAUGACCACUCCAAGGGUCGUGAUCGACAAUGCCGUUUGCGAUACUGCUACCCUGGUCAAGGUUGACAGUGCAAGAAAGCAUGGAAUCCUUUUGGAAGCCGUUCAAGUCCUCACAGAUCUGGACCUCUGUAUUAAAAAAGCUUACAUCUCCUCCGAUGGCAGAUGGUACAUGGAUGUUUUCCACGUGACGGAUCAAAACGGAAACAAACUCACCGAUGAGAGCGUUCUCAGCUAUAUCGAGCAGUCUCUUGGUACCUGUAAUUCGGUCAGAUCUAACGAUUUCAAGGGCCUAACGGCAUUGGAAUUAACUGGAACGGACAGGCCAGGUCUCCUCUCUGAGGUGUUUGCAGUCCUCGCUGAUCUUGAAUGCAAUGUUGUGGAAGCCAAAAUGUGGACUCACAAUGGACGGAUUGCGUCUUUGAUCCAUGUUAAGGAAUGUGAUUCUGGGUCCCCAAUCGAAGACUCUCAGAAAAUCAAUAGGAUUGAAGGGCGUUUGAGAAAUGUCCUCAAAGGAGAAAAUGACAUCCAAAGAGCCAAGACCGAAGUUUCCAUGGCUGUCACUCACACAGAACGCCGGCUUCAUCAGAUGAUGUUUGCAGACCGUGAUUAUGAGCAGAAAUCAACAAUGAUUUCGACGGAAACCACACCAACUGUCUCAGUUCAGAAUUGGGCUGAGAGGGGUUACUCCAUUGUCAAUGUACAAUGCAAAGAUCGGCCCAAAUUGUUGUUUGAUGUAGUGUGCACCUUGACAGACAUGGGAUAUGUAGUCUUCCAUGCCACACUUGACACUGCAAGCAAUCUAGCAUAUCAGGAGUUCUACAUUAGGCAUACGGAUGGUACCCCAAUUAGUUCAGAAGCAGAGAGGCAAAGAGUUAUUCAAUGCUUGCAAGCAGCUAUAGUAAGAAGGGCAUCCGAGGGUGUAAAGCUAGAGCUAUACACAAUGGAUCGACGGGGUCUGUUGUCAGAUGUGACCCGAACGUUCCGAGAGAAUGGGCUGAACGUGACGAGAGCAGAUAUCUCUACUGCAAAGGAUAUGGCUUUCAAUGUGUUCCAUGUAACUGAUGCAGCUGGUAAUCCGGUAGAGCCAAAGACAAUUGAAGCUGUUCGAGAAAAAAUUGGGUAUAGCAACCUAAAAGUGAAGGAAACGCCACUGAUUUAUCACAAGGCGGUUAGGGAUGAGAGUUCGACGACAAUGAUGGGUACUGGUGGGGCUGUGCUAUUAUCCUUGGGGAGUUUAGUGAGAAAGAAUCUAUACAAUUUGGGAUUGUUCAGAUUAAGAGUAGGAAUGAUAAAAUUCCAUAUUGUAUUCAAGGAUGAGAAGGAGAAUUGGGUUGGCAGAUUCCUUACUUCAGCUUUGGGUUUGUGUACAUAUGAAGCAAUAGGGAAAGGAAAGAAAAGGGGUGAGGAAAAGGAAGUGAUUGUGUUGGUGAUGUAGUUUGGAUUUUUGUUUGAUUGAGAGAGGUAGAUAGGGAUGAGAGAAAGGUUGUAACCCAACUUCAUAACGUUGCAAUCUAUUUCCUUUGGAAGAAGGGAAGAAAAGGCAAUGGGAUAGUGGGGAGAGGGUGGGGACAGAAAAGGAAAAGGACUUUGGCUGGAGAGCUCUUGACUUCUUCCGUUCACAUUUGCUGCCAAAGGAGAAGAAGGAAAGUUUGAUAGAGGAAGAUGAAAAGGAAAAUCCAUUACCUUAGAAAAAUUUAGAUUCAGUAUACGACAGAUACACCCCUACCUGUACAUAACCGAUUUGAUUGUUACUCUUCUAGGUAUUAAUUCUAAUAGCUUGACCAGAUUUGUAUAAUCUCUUCUCUCUAUUCACUUGUGGUUUAAAUGUGAAGCUUCUUUUGUGGUGAUAA
Molecule: messenger RNA, 2319 nt
Organism: Macadamia integrifolia
Lineage: Eukaryota; Viridiplantae; Streptophyta; Magnoliopsida; Proteales; Proteaceae
Product: ACT domain-containing protein ACR8-like
Exons: 8
Coding region: 423-1904 (493 amino acids)
Source: RefSeq, a predicted model, not a curated record